UCUGGAGAGCGCGGCCGGAAGCGUGAGCGGACCGACGGGCGGUGCACCCUGGGACUUGUAGUUCCGGGGGGAGGGAUGGAGCGAGCCACGCCGCACGCGCAGGUGCCUCUGGGUCAGAUGGAAAUGUUCCAGACGUUGCAACGGCUGCACAUGAGUGUUUUCUGCCAGAGCGUCUCGCCCUGCGGCAAGUUCCUGGCAGCAGGCAAUAACUACGGGCAGAUCGCAGUCUUUAGCUUAUCUGCAGCCUUGAGCUCCGAGGCCAAAGAGGAGAGUAAGAAGCCGGUGGUGACUUUCCAAGCCCACGAGGGACCUGUCUACACCAUGGUCUCCACGGACCGGCAGCUGCUCAGUGCGGGUGACGGCGAGGUGAAGGCCUGGCUCUGGGCUGAGAUCCUCAAGAAGGGCUGUAAGGAACUGUGGCGUCGGCAGCCCCCAUACAGGACCAGCCUCGAAGUGCCUGAGAUCAACGCGUUGCUUCCAGUCCCCAAGGAAAACUCGCUCAUUCUGGCAGGUGGCGACUGUCAGCUACAUACCAUGGACCUGGAGACAGGGACCUUCACACGGGCUCUCCGUGGACACACAGAUUACGUUCAUUGCCUGGCCCUGCGAGAGCGGAGCCCUGAGGUGUUGUCGGGGGGCGAGGAUGGGGCUGUGCGGCUGUGGGAUCUCCGCACAGCCAAGGAAGUCCAGACAAUCGAGGUGUACAAGCACGAGGAGUGUGCGAGGCCCCACAAUGGGCGCUGGAUUGGAUGUUUGGCCACAGACUCGGACUGGAUGGUCUGUGGUGGCGGCCCAGCGCUUACUCUCUGGCACCUGCGUUCCUCCACACCCACCACCGUCUUCCCCAUGCGGGCACCGCAGAAACAUGUCACCUUCUACCAAGACCUGAUCCUGUCAGCUGGCCAAGGCCCCUGUGUCAACCAGUGGCAGCUGAGCGGGGAACUCAAGGCCCAAGUGCCCAGCUCCUCCCCAGGGCUGCUCAGCCUCAGCCUCAACCAGCAACCAGCUGCCCCCGAGUGCAAGGUCCUGACUGCAGCAGGCAACAGCUGCCGGGUGGAUGUGUUCACCAACCUGGGGUACCGUGCCUUCUCCCUGUCCUUCUGAGCCAGCACCUCCCUGUCCCUUCCCAAAUAAAGCGCA
Molecule: messenger RNA, 1140 nt
Organism: Suncus etruscus (white-toothed pygmy shrew)
Lineage: Eukaryota; Metazoa; Chordata; Mammalia; Eulipotyphla; Soricidae
Gene: THOC6
Product: THO complex subunit 6
Exons: 13
Coding region: 76-1104 (342 amino acids)
Biological process (GO): mRNA export from nucleus
Cellular component (GO): THO complex; transcription export complex
Molecular function (GO): protein binding
Source: RefSeq, a predicted model, not a curated record